AUGAGAAGAGGGUUAGGAAAUGAGAAGCGCUUUUUGAGACGGUCCUUCAAUAGGUCAUACUACUACAAGAAGAAUGAAAAAGAGAAGAUUGAAGAAAUGAAUAGUAGGAAAAAUAAUAAUUAUGAAAAAGAAGAGGAAGAAGAUGAUGAAGAAGAUAUUGAUGGAGUUGAUGAAGAUAUAAAAGAAAAAUGUAGUAAAGCAGUGUGCGAUAUGAAUUCAUCUGAUAUUGAAGAAAGGAAUGAAAAGAAGAAAAAAAAUGAAAAAUUUAUAGUAAAAGAAAAAAAAGAAUUAAGUGUAAAUGAUGAAUCUUUUCUCAUAAAGAAUAUGGAACAAAAUAAUAAUGAUAAGGGUCAAGAUAAAAAUAAUGUUAUAUGUCCAUUAUGUGUUGAGGUGUUAGAUGAAACAGAUCGAAAUUUUUUCCCAUGUGAUUGUGGUUAUCAAAUAUGUUUAUGGUGUCUUUAUUAUAUAAGAGAUCAUAUGAAUAAUACAUGUCCAGCUUGUCGAAGAAGUUAUGAAGAAAAAAAUUUUAUAUAUAAUAAAGAGACCCAUGAAAAAUUAAUUAAGAAGCAGAAGAGUAAUAAGAAUAAGAGUGACAAUAAUAAUAAUAAUAAUAAUAAUAAUAAUAAUAUAAAUAGGGGUGAUAAUAAUUAUAUGAAUAACAUUAACUUAACAAAUAUGAAUGAAAUGAAUAAUAUUAAUGAUAUGAAUAAUAUUAAUAAUAACAAUAAUGAUGAUAAUAAUAAUAAUAAUGAUAAUAAUAAUAAUGAUAAUAAUAAUGAUAAUGAUAAUAAUAAUGAUAAUAAUAAUAAUAACAACAACAAUAAUAAUAAUAACAACAAUAAUAAUAAUAACAAUAAUAAUAAUUAUUAUUAUUAUAUUAGUAACAAUUAUAAUAAUAAUUAUAGUAGUAGUGGUAGUUUAUUAUAUAGGAGUGAUACAUACAAACAUCCCAAUAUAUAUAAUAUACAUGAAUAUGAUAAUUUGCUAGAAAUUAUUAAAAGUAUAAGAGUUGUUCAAAGGAAUCUUGUUUUUGUUAUAGGUAUAACAGCUACAUAUGCCAAGAAAACUGUUUUAAAAAAGAAUGAACAUUUUGGUAAGUAUGGAAAAAUAUUAAAUAUUAUUAUUAAUAAAUCUCAAGCAUAUAAUCCUCAAUAUAAUGGUCCAUCCUUUAGUGCAUAUAUUACCUAUAGUAAUGAAAAAGAAGCCAUAAACGCUAUAUACUUUAUAGAUGGAAUGACGUUAGAUAAUAAAAUAUUAAAAGCUUCUUUUGGUACGACGAAAUAUUGUUCUUCUUUUUUAAAAAAUGCUUCUUGUGGUAAUGAGGAAUGUUUUUACUUACAUGAACUAGGAAAUGUAAUAGAUAGUUUUUCAAAAGAUGAUAUACAUGGACCUAAACAUAUAUAUCAUGAUCUUUUAUAUUUAUAUUUUAAAAAAUUACCAGAUAAAAAAAAUGACGGGACUUAUGAUUCUUUAUCAAAUAGUAUAACCAUCAAAAAUUUUAAAUUAAAUGAAGAAGAUGUAUCUUCGUUAGUAAAAAUCGAAAAAACUGAAACGAAAAAAAAAUUAGAAAAUAAUAUUGAAGAUACAAAUGUGAAUGAUGAUAUAAAAAAAAAUAAUAAUAUAAAUUAUACAGAAUUUAAAUAUUUUAAUGAAUGGAAGAAUAAAAAUUUAAAUUUAGAAAAAAUUAAACAAGAUCAAAAUAAAAAUGCACCACCUCAAAAUAAUAAACAAUCAAAAUGGAUAAUGGAAGAUAAAAUAUUACAAAUAAAAAAAAGUGCAACACAUGACAAUAUACCUAUACAAUCAAAUGAUCAAGAAAAUUAUGAUAUAGAUGAUGAUAUACAUGAUAAUGAUAUAAAUGAUAUGGAUGAUGUUGAUGAUAAAAAAUCGAAUAAUAAUAAUAAAAUAAAAGCAAAGAAAAAAAAAAAAUCCAAAAGUGAAGAUGUAUUACCUUUAGAUAUGUUAAAAAAUAAUUCAUAUAUAGCAACUAAUAAAAAUAAUAUACCUACUAAUGAUAAGAAAGGUAAAAAUUAUUUAAAUUCUGUACAAAAUACUUCUACUUCUUUAAUUUUUAAUAGUUAUAGUGAUGACAAAGAUCAUAUCUCAAAAAAUAAAAAUAAUAACACCAGCAAAAAUAAUAAUAAUAAUAAUAAUAAUAAUAAUGUGAUGAAUGAUACAGAUUAUCUUAAUGAAUUGUCCGAAAAUUAUCCAUCAAUUAAUGAAGCUCUAUUGGAUAAAGAUAAAAAGAAAAAGGCAAAAAAAAAAGCUGAGAAAAAUAAAGCGGAAAAAAAUAAAGCAGAAAAAAAUAAAGCGGAAAAAAAUAAAGCUGAAAAAAAUAAAGCAGAAAAAAAUAAAGCGGAAAAAAAUAAAGCAGAAAUAAAUAAAACAGAUACAAAUAAAGAAAAUACAAAUAAUGAAGAUAAAAAUAAUGAAGAUAAAAAUAAUGAAGAUAAAAAUAAUGAAGAUAAAAAUAAUGAAGAAGAUAGAAAUAAAAUUAUUACAAAAAAUGAAAGUGAAGAACAAAAAAAAGAAAACGAUUCUACAGAUACCAAAAAGAAUAAGAAAAAGAAUCAAAACAAUCAACUCAUAGAAAAUAAAAAAAAAGAACAAGAUAAUAUAAACAAAAAUAACAUUACUAAUAAUAAACAAGAAAGUAACAAUAUUAAUGAAAAGAGUACAGAUGAUUCCAAAAAAUUUACUUCCCUUAUUUCAAAUUAUUUUAGUGAAUUAUUAGAUAAGAAAAAAAAGAAAGACACAUCAAAAAAUGAAACCCAAGAAAAAAAUGAGGAAAUUAAUAAAGAAAAUGUCAUAGAUAAAAAGAAAAAUAAAAAUACCCAACCUCAACAUGUUAUCAUCUUCAACAACAACAAUGAUAAUUAUAACAAUAAUAAUAAUAAUAAUAAUAAUAGUAAUAUUAUUAUCGGUUUUCGUGAAGGACAGGUUGAACUUGCACGGAGAAAAGAAUUUAUUUUUACAGAUGACGGGAAAAUUAAAAAAAUAGUGGAAGAAAAAGAUAAGCUAGAAGGAAAAUCAAAAGAAGACAAGAAAGGAGAUCAACAAUCAGAUGUACAUCAAAUUAUAGACAAGAAACAAGGAGGAAUAGAAAACCAAAGUUUAGAAGAAUCAAAAAGAAAAGCAAAAAACAUUCAACAAAAGGAUAAUACAAAAAAUGCAGAACUUCUUAAAUGUGAUGAGAAAAAAACAGAAGGGAAUCUAAGUAAUACAUUAACACAUUAUGUUACAAAUCAACAAGAUAAUUUUGAUCAAGACAUAGAAAAUAACAUACAUAAUCAAAACGAGGAAAACAACCUAAAUAAAAAUACAUCAAAAGGUAAAAAAAAAAUAGAAAAUAAUAAUAAAGUGGUAGAUACGAAAAUAUUAAAUAUCGAAGAUAUUAUUAAAAUGAAAAGUAUUAAUAAUAAUGAUAAUAUAAAAUUACCAGAAGAAAUAAAAGAAUAUAUCAAGAAAAUGAAAAGUGGAGGUAUAAAAGAAAAUGUGGAAUAUGAUAUAUAUCAUAAAUUUAUAAAUAAUUAUUUCAAUGUAAAAGAAUAUGUAGAUGGUAUUAUUGUGGUAGAAGAGAAAGAAGUGAAAGCGAUGAAAGGGAAUGAUAAUAAUGUGAAAGAUCAAAAAAAAGGAAAACAUGAAGAAGAUAAUAAGAAGAAAGUAUUAAUUAGCAAAACAGAAGAAGGUGAUACAUCAAAAAGAAAACAAAAAAAUAUGUCGGAUAAAAAAAAUAAAAAAGAAAAAAGAAAAAAGAAAAAAGACAAAAAAAAUGAUAAUGAUAAUGAGGAAGAAAAUGAUAAUGAAGAAGAUCAAGAGGAGGAUGAAAAGCAGGAUAUUAUAAAUAAAGAUGGUAUUUUACAAAAAGAGAACAAAAAAAUAAAAAACAAAAAUAAAACAAAAAAAAAAAAUGAUCAAGAAGAAAAAGAAGAAGAAGAUGAAGAUGAUGAAGAUGAAGAAGAUGACGAUGAAGAAGAAGAAGAAGAAAUACAAAAGGAUAAUGUAACAUUAAUAAAGAAGAAAAAAAAGAAAAAAGAAAAAAAAAAUAUUUCAAAUAAAAAAAAUGUAAUGUAUCAUAAAGAAAUGGAAGGAUAUAUAAUGGAUACAAUAAUGGGUAUAAUAUUAAAUGAAUUAAAAGGUAAAAAUAAUGUCAAACAAAUUAAUAUUAAUAAAAAUAAUUAUGAUGAUGAAAAAAAUGUAUUACUCAAGGAUGUCGAAAUUUUUAUAAAAAAUUUAUGUGUUGCUAAAUGUAAAUCUAUAGAAAAUAAUAAGAACAAAGAAAAUAUACUUUAUAUAAUAGAGGAAGGAAAUGAUGAAAAUAAUACAUCAAAAAAAAAAGAAGCUAAAAAAAAAGCAAAAAGAAAUGAUUAUAUAAUAUAUUCAAAUGAUGAACAUACAUUUUUAAAAUCACACAAAGGUAUAAUGCAAUAUAUAUUAAAAAAUGGAAACACCAGCAGUAAUAAAAAUAAUAAGAUUAAAAAUGUGGAUGAUAAAAAUAAUAAUGUGGAUGAUAAGAAUAAUAAUGUGGAUGAUAAAAAUAAUAAUGUGGAUGAUAAAAAUAAAAAUGUGGGCGAUAAAAACAAAAAUGGGGAUGAUAAGAAUAAAAAUGUGGGUGAUAGCAAUAAGGCUAAAAUAAAAAUAAGUGAAUAUCUAAAUGAUAAAAAUACUUUUGAUUUUUUUAAAGAUCUGAUAAUAUCCAAUAAUCAAGAUACGAUCCAUACACCUGAUCAUAUUAUAUUCGAUAAAAUAUUUAACGAGCAAAUUAAUUUUGUACAACAAUUAUGUGAAACAGAUUUUAAAAUAAAUUCAAGAAAUGUUAUAUCGACAAAUAAAAAAACAGAUAGACAUCUAUAUCAAUCUAAUCAAAAUGUACAUAAUAAAUUAAAAAAAAAUACACAAGGAGGAGGUAAUAUAUCAAAUAUAUGGGUUAAUUUCGAUAAUACUGUUCAAAAUAAAGAAUUGAAUGAGAAGCUAAAUUUAAGUGCAUAA
Plasmodium falciparum 3D7 is the source of this 4989-nucleotide messenger RNA. It is a transcript of the gene NOT4, whose product is annotated as putative CCR4-NOT transcription complex subunit 4. Gene Ontology annotation, molecular function: nucleic acid binding; ubiquitin-protein transferase activity; RNA binding. The record is from RefSeq and is a predicted model, not a curated record. Lineage: Eukaryota; Apicomplexa; Aconoidasida; Haemosporida; Plasmodiidae. Gene Ontology annotation, cellular component: CCR4-NOT complex; nucleus.